AUGGUGGCGUCGUUUCCUGAGCCUGCGCCGAUCCUGCUGGCGUUCGAGAAGAAGAGGCUUCAGCGCCAGCAGCAGCGGGAACGCGAGAGAGCGCGACGCGAGGAAACGGCGGACGCGCGGGGGGCCUUGUCUCCGUCUCGCGCGUCCUCUGCGCAGGGGAAGAAGAGCGCAGCGUCUCGAAAGGUCAGACCAGCGACGGUGUCUUCCGCCUGCGAGGGGGCGGUGCGAGGAGACCGAGAGCGAGGCGGCGACCGCGAGAAGCCGCAGUGGCGACCGUCCCGCAGCCGCAGCGACUCGCCGAGGACGCGAGAGGACGGCGAGCCUGACGGCGGACGAAGAGCAGGCGAAGAAGAAGCUCACGCGAAAAAACCGUCGCGCAAGCGCUCUCGCAUGGACGCGGAGAGGAACACUUCGCGGCCCGAAGACGGCGAAGACGACGACGCGGGUUUCACCUCCCGCAGAGACGGGCAGGGAGACAGACGGCGGCGCCGGCAAGAAAGCGAGAGAGACAGCGCGAGGGUCGGAAGACUGCCGCGAAGAGACGGGGACGACCGGCGAAGGUCGAAGAGGGGCUCGCUGCACGCGGAUUCGUCUCUCGAUGUGGCGCUUGAGGAAGCGCCAAGAGAUAGGGAUCGCGCCGGGCGACGCGGCACGGUUUUCAGAGGCGACCGCGCGACGACGCGGCGCAUCGUAGAGGCGCGGUCGUCGAGCCCGAUUCUGAUUUCGUCUGAGGCAGGCCACGCAAGUCCGCGGCUCCUUCGCUUGCGGCCGGCGGGCGCAGAGGCGUCCCCAAUGUCGCUUUCCACGGGGGCUCCAGUUGUGUUUGUGACGGCCUCGCCUGCGUCGCGUCGCGGCGACGCGGCCGUGCUUCGUCCGCUUUCGCAUCCGUUCAAGCCGAGCAGCGGCGAGCCGCUCCACGCCUCUCUGUCUGCAAAGAAGAAGGCGCGAUCGCGAAGGCCUGGCAGCCGCGUGCCGGUGCUGUGCCCUGAAGACUCCGACGCCUUGAGCUCCGCCGAGCCGAGGAAGGGCGCGUCGCCGCGUCGCGGGGAGACGCGUGCCUUUUCUUCGACGUCGCAUCGGGGGGGAUCUUCCGCGGGCCUUCGCGGCCGCGAUCGAGAGCUGAGGGGCGACGCGCUCACGAGGGAGGACACGCCGGCGGAGGAACGCACUCAGCGACGGUGGCGCGACCGCGACAGCGAGGCAGACGAGACGCCCCCGGAGAAUGGCGUCAACACGCCGGAGGGGAGGACGCACCGCAGAGAGCGACGCGCGAGGAGCAAAGCGGAGCUGAGUGAGCGCAGAAGACAGCAGGAGCGAACACGCGCGUACGCCAAGGACGACAGGCGCGCCGACAGCGCGUCGGGCGCCCGCGCGGGCGCCUGGCGGGACGCGGCGCGCAGAAGGGAGGCAGAGAGAGCAGGCAGGCGCGAGACAUUUAGAGACAGGCAGCCACUUGGGGACGCGACCACGUCCGACGCGGCGUCUUCGCGCGACACAUACUCAAGAAGGAGAUCGCCAGACUUUUACGCAGGCGCCGCACAGAAACCGGCUGAGGCGCGUGCACAGGUGCUGGUCACGCGGACUGAGAGCGGCGAGAGCACCAGCUCGACGGGCCUGCCGGAUGUUCGGGCGCGGAGACACUCUCUCGGGGGCGUGCGUAAGGGCUCCACGACCGCGGUCGGAAGGCGCGAGGCGGACGUCUCGCGCCUGCAGCCCUUCCAGCCCUCCUCGCCCUCUGGACCUCGGCGCAUCGCGCCUGCGGCGAUGCGGAACAACGCGACCGGCGCAAAAAUCCUCGUUCAGGCUUCUGGCGCCAGUGCAGCGCGGGCAGGCGGUGAGGGACGGGCGCCGCUUGCAGAGGGACAAGAACUCCCCCCGACUUCGCGCGCCAUCUUUUCGCACACUUCCUCCUACGGGCUGCCUUCGCUGCACACCGGUCUCCAGCCCGGCAGCGCCGCGCGCGGGGCUGCAGAGUGGCGCGAGGGCAACGCGGAAGGGAGGGCGCUGGAGGGGGCGGGCGAGCGAGCCACUCGCCGCUCGCCGUUCUCGAACGGGGCGGAAGGGACGAACCUGCAGACCCCCGUGACGCCCGACAGCGCAGCCGUGCUUCAGGAACAGGUUCGCGCGCAGACGGAGGCGGAGAAGGAGCGGCGCGAACUCGAGGCGCGCGAGAGGCGCGAAAGAGAAGCGCGCGAGAAGAUGCUCCAAGAGGAAGAACGACGCAGACAGGAGGCGCUCUUCGCGAAGGCUCCAGUCGACCCCACGUCCUUUGCGUUCUUCUGGCUCGACGCGAAGCAACGUGACGGGAAAGCUCCGAGCGAACGCGACAGCCUAGCCGCGAGGGAUGGGUGCAAGGAGUCGGAGUCGGGGGCCGUCUCGCCUGAGUCUUCUCUGGCGUCUUCUCUCCAGACAGCCGCGCUGACGUACUCGUCGCCCAGGCGACAUCGGGUGGGGGGGCAGCAAAGUUCGGAGGCGUCUUCCGCGUCCGUUCCUUCUUGGUCUUCCGCCUCGAGCGGCGCUGAAGGGCACUCCGUGCCGUCGACCGAGGCAGGCAAGCAAAGCCUCUCUCGCGCGUUCCUCUCGCCGGCGCCAGGCGAGCGAAAAGCCAGCGAGACCUCGAUGGAGAGGCCGGGCGCUUCCUCGCUUCCCCUCUUCGUGGGCGUAAGCGCGGGGGGCAGCACCACGGCGCCGACGGAGAGCCGCGCGAGCAGUCUCGCGGGCGCGCGCACGGCGCGCCUGCCGUCCGCAGCGCCGUCUUCCUCUGUCGCGCGUUCCCUCGCGCGUCCAAGCUCUGCGCGCGCAGCGAGCGACGACCAGCUGCGCCGCCCUCAGGGCGAGGUUCCGCUGUGCGCGGCGCGGGGGGCACGCGCCAGCGAAGCCGCCCGCACGCCGCCAAGGGAGCCUUUCUCGUCGUGGAUGAAGGCGCACGCGGACGCGUUCGUCUCGUCACCACUCACAGCAGCCACGCAGCGCGUUUUUGGAGGCGAGGCGAACCAGGGGGAUGAAGAGGGGCUCGAGAGCCGCGCUCCGGCGGCGGCCUUCCGCGCCGAGGUGGCGGAGGACGCGAGACAGCGGAGCGAGGGCGGACGUGACGCAGACGACGGAGGCGACAGACACGCGCGGCGCUGCGAGGCCCUGUACGCCGCGAUGUUCCGGGCGGCGGGCUUGUCGGAGGGUGAGGCUGAGGCGAAGGCCCGACGCCUGAACCUCUCGCGGCGCCCUACGACGAAAAGCAGAGACGCACAGACGAGACUGUUGGAGGAAGCGACCGCUGGAGAGGCAGGGCGGGGACCUGAGGCGCGACUGUGCCACUCGCCGGAGGAAGGCGAUUUGCAUUCAGGUGACCGUCUCCGCGCGCUGAUGACGCCGACGUUCCUUCCUGUGGAGUCUUCUUACCCCUCUCCUUUCGCAUCGGAGGUCUCCGCGCCGCCUCCUGUCUUGCCGACCUUCUCCGCCGAAGGCAGCUCGCCCGCCUUCCCUCGCGAGUCUGCGGGGACUCUCUCAGGCCUUCCGCCGGCCGUUGAGACGCGCGACGACGCGGAGAAAAGACGCCAGAGGAACGUAGAGGCGGUGAUGGAGGCGGUGAACACAGGGGCCUCCUCAUUCGCCCUCGCUCUGCCUCCCGCCCCGCCGAGCUGCCGCCCCUUUGACAUCGCCGCCGAGCGAGCGCGCGCGAGAGAGCGAGAACGAGAAGCCACGCGGGCCCAGAUGCCGGAAGACGACGUGGAAGACGUCAAGCGCGAAGCAGAGGCUGGCGUCAACGACUUCCUCUCCUUCCUCGCUGCGCCUCUGCUGUCCGCAUCGGAUCGCCCUUUGACGGCGCCUCCGGCGCUGAGGGCGUGCCUCGCGUCCCUCGCGGCGUCUCCGCCCUCGGCUGCGCUGCUGCGCCUCGCAGGCGACGCAGAGACGCCGGACGCGCGCGACGGCGACGCGCUCGCCGACGCCGCUAGCGCGAGGACGACUCUAGGAGAAAACCAGGCCACUGGAGGACAGAACGGGGUCGUGGAUGUGAAGCAGCUCCCCGUCAUGAAACACAUCUUUGAGCCGAUCCUGCAGGCAGCGGAGGCUGCCACGACAAAUGAGGAGUUGAAGAAGCUGGUUUCCGUGUUCCCCGCGACGGCGAAGAGCCCAGCCGCGCACCAGGACGUACUUCUCUGCUUCGCGGAGCGUGUCGCGCGCGCCGGUCUGCGCGACGCGCGGCGGCGCCUCGAGAGCCUCGCGGUGUCGAUUCACCGAAAGGGAGCGGCGCUGCUCGCCGAGCGCCGCGCCCAGGAGGCCGCCCAGCAAGCGGAAGAAGCUGCGCAUCUGCAGGAAGUCCGACAGGCGCUCGCGUAUCGCCGCCUCUGGUGCGGAAUUCGGCUCAUCGCAGAUCACAAGCUGCGCGACCUCUGCACAGCCCGGCAGCUCCUGGCGCCGCUGCAGGUGGAGCUCGGCGCUGCAGACCUCGAGGAGAAGCUGCGUCUUCGAGUCGCCGCUCUUUCCACUCCCGAGGGUGAGGCUGCUCCUGAGAGCGUCAGGCAGACUCUCAAGGCGGAGUCGGUAGAGAACGAGAAGAGAGAAGAAGGCGAACUCUCUGGAGAGCCGCGGCCGCCAGAAGUACUCGGAGAGGAGUUGCUGGCGUGCGACGAAGAGGCGCAGCGAAUCAAGGAAGAAGAAGAGCGCAAGGCGGCGCUGGAGAGACGCAUUCGCCUGCGGAAACUUCGCGUGCAGAUCCACGAAGGCAUCAACGAAGGCACACAGAUGCUCGAGGCACUGCAGUACCAACGCAAUCAAGUUCUCAUGCUGGCGCAGCUCCUCCACCGCGCGGUGCUGCCGCACGUCGACGAGAAAGGCCUUCUGCUUCAGCUACAGAGACGCCGGUCUCAGCGGUGGGAUGGUACUCCGGAGCGCGCAGCUGCGGUGCCUGCCUCGAAGGAAGCCCGCGCUGAGCUCAGCGAGCUGCCACGCUCGCCGACUGCUGCGGACGGGCGCGCGGGGGUCGCGUCCUCUCCUCUGCGCCGCGAAUCGGCGCCGAGUGGAUCCCAGGGCGCUCGCGCGGCGUUUGCGUCGUCACCUCGCUCCGGUCGGGGUCGCGCGCCCUUGCUCCAGUCUCCGCGGAUUCGCGACCUGUUGCCCGCGCUGCUUCUUGAGAGCUUGCCGUCUCUGCCGCCUUCGCGGCGCUUCUCGCUCGCCUCGCUCGUGGGCGAACGCUCCGUCCUCGGCGAGGACGACGCGCACGAGCCCGGCGCCCUCGACUGCAAAGUCCCCGCGGGCCUCAGGACCCCGAGUGACGGAGACGCGAGGGACGGCGCGGAGGAGAAGCGCGGCGUAGGGAGGAGCUGGCGGCAGACGUUCGCUGAGAGCGGCGAGAUUCGAGAGGCUCCACAGGGAGGGCGACUCGGAGCGUCGCUUUUGCUCCAGGGCUCGUCCAGCGACCGGCCCCUGAGGCUCUCGGAUCUCGGCGGAGGCGAGGAGAAAGGCGACAACGGCAGUCUCGGGGGCGAGACGCAGCAGGUCGACGCGACCCAAGAGCUCGACGCAGAUCGUCUCCGCGAGGGCCUCGUGAGAUCCCCUGACGCCGACCACCGCUUGCACCGCGCGGCGUUCACAGGGGCGGGUCACGCGUCGCUGUUGGCUGCUUCGCAUCAGGACGGCGAGAGGAAGGAGGGACGACCCUUCACUCUCGCGGCCUCGCGCGAGAGGGAUGGUCGGAGCGUCUCCUUCCUGCCUCCACCCUCUGACGGGCUCCUCGGGUUGUCCGCAAGCGGCGUCUCCGCCGCGAGGAGGGCGGCGUUCGACGCGGACGCGCCGGAAGAGAAUCCUCGCGCCGGCACAGAGGCGUUCCUCGCGCACGCGUUCGCGCAGCAGCUGCGCGACUCGCGAGACGACGAAGCGGCGGCGGCGAGCGUGCGCCGCGCGAAGCUCGCCUCCCACGCGGGCCUCGCCCGCGUCGCGGCCCUGAGAGAGACGGUGCGCGCGGCGCGGUCGGAGCUGCUGUUGGUCUCCGCCGAGGAGACACCUGCGGCGCUGCGCGGCGCGCGGCGCGGCGACAAAGAGGCCGGCGCCUACUCGAAGGCCCGCGGGGCGCGAGCCGAGGCGCUACAUGCCCGAGGAGGCGCGGAGGCAGGAAGGACGGGCGAGGCGCUUCCGCGAGCGAUAAAGGCGAGCGCACUCGACCGAAUCCUAAUGCAGGCGUCCCUCUCGGUGCCCACAGGGGCGCUCCGGGGGCUCAGACGCUGGACGGGCGAAGAGGAGCUCGCGGAGGCGAGUCGACGGCGAGAGGAGAGGAUUAUUUGGGAAGAACCGGCGUCGACGCGAACCGAACGGCCGUCAGGACACGAAGGGGCGGGAAGCCGGGAGAGGAGACAGGUGCCUGAAGAAGAGACUUUCUCCCUCAGAAACCUCGCUGCUUCCAUACGAAAAUAA
Messenger RNA from Besnoitia besnoiti, 6405 nucleotides. RefSeq lists its product as uncharacterized. The record is from RefSeq and is a predicted model, not a curated record. The coding region runs from base 1 to 6405 and encodes 2134 amino acids. The transcript has 15 exons. NCBI's taxonomy places the organism in Eukaryota, Apicomplexa, Conoidasida, Eucoccidiorida, Sarcocystidae.